Messenger RNA from Staurois parvus, 728 nucleotides. The record is from the annotation of a GenBank genome assembly. NCBI's taxonomy places the organism in Eukaryota, Metazoa, Chordata, Amphibia, Anura, Ranidae.
GCACUUUUUCCCCCAAAAAAGGGGGGAAAAUGUCAGUGCAUCUUAUGGAGCGAAUAUAAAGUGGCCGGUCCGGUAUUUUCUGCCUCCACCAUGUCAGAAUACCAGGCUGGCCGCUCAGCUGUUCUCUGCGGCAGGAACUCACCUGUUCCUCGGUCCAGCGCUGUAGUCUUCCCGCGCCGGCUUCUUCCCGCCCCGGCAUCUGUGACAGCCGGGUGCCCACUGCGCAUGCGCGAGAAGCGCUGCGGUUUGUGAAUGGUCGGUGUCUUUUGGGACAUGCAACAGGUCCCAAAAGACGCCGGGCCAUUCACAUAGCGCAGCGCUUCUCGCACAUGCGCAUCUCUGGUCCAUCUCCUGUACUGUGUCCGCAGUCUCUGGUCCAUCUCCUGUACUGUGUCCGCAGUCUCUGGUCCAUCUCCUGUACUGUGUCCGCAGUCUCUGGUCCAUCUCCUGUACUGUGUCCGCAGUCUCUGGUCCAUCUCCUGUACUGUGUCCGCAGUCUCUGGUCCAUCUCCUGUACUGUGUCCGCAGUCUCUGGUCCAUCUCCUGUACUGUGUCCGCAGUCUCUGGUCCAUCUCCUGUACUGUGUCCGCAGUCUCUGGUCCAUCUCCUGUACUGUGUCCGCAGUCUCUGGUCCAUCUCCUGUACUGUGUCCGCAGUCUCUGGUCCAUCUCCUGUACUGUGUCCGCAGUCUCUGGUCCAUCUCCUGUACUGUGUCCGCAGUCUCUGGU